UGAUCCUUACAGCGGUAUCAAGCAUCAUACCAACAAAAUUUCUGUUUUUUUUUCUUUUCUUUUUCUUCGGAAAUCCAGAAUUGUUUAGAAUUCAUUAUUUGCCGGUCUCACCCAUUUUGAACAUAUUCAUUUUAAUACAUUCUUGAGCAGAGAUGUCCUCGUAUUGUUUGUAAUUGAUGCUGUCUGAUCUUAUUGUGGUGCCUCUAUUGGCACCUGAUUCUUAAAAGAGAUUCAUCUUACCCUGCCGCUGGUCUUCUCUCUCUCCCUCUCCCUCUCUCAGAUUUUACCGGCCACACAAGGGACGAAAAAAGGCCGGUGGCCGGGAAGGGAGAUUAGGUUUAAUUAUGGAGGCUGCAAACGCGUCCAUGCUGGUACCACAUAUAACAGGUCUUACUGCCGGAGAUGAUAAAUUUUGCCUAGCGAUUGACAGGAUCACUUCCUACGGAUACUUAUUCAGAAAUGGGCAUAAUCCAUUGAGUUACUCCUUCACUCUUUUAAUAUUGCAGCUCUCUGUGGCUCCUUUUAUUAUUUUAGUCACUCAUCAUAUCCUGCACAAGGCUAUUGGAACUCCCCUCAUGAUUUCACAGAUCAUUGGUGGUAUUAUCCUAGGUCCUUCAGUUCUGGGGCACAUCCAUAACUUCGGGGAGACUAUGUUUCCCAUGAGAAGCAUUAUAGUACUUGAUAUCAUUGCUACUAUGGGUACCAUCUACUUCCACUUUCUCAUUGGAUUGCAGAUGGAUGCUUGUAUGAUCCUAAAGGCCGGAAGAAGAGAACUUCUUAUAGGAAUUUCAUGCGUUGUGGUUCCGAUAUUGUUAUCUAUGGCGAGCUCUGUCAUAGUAAACAACUAUUCCAAUGUUGAGUUCAAUGUAAGAUCCUCUCUGUUUUUUGUAGGAGGAGCUGAAUCCAUGGUUGCGUUUCCUGUCAUUGCUUCAGUCCUUGCGGAAUUGAAGCUUCUAAACACAGGGUUUGGCCGCAUAGCCUUGUCCUCAACCAUGAUUAGUGGCUUAAUAAGUUUUUCAGUUAUCAGUUUUAUACUGAUAAUUAAAACGUCAGUAAUAGAAACUAUAUCUAUGCUCCAAAAAAUAAUAGCUGGUGGUGCUUUGUUGGCACUCGUGGUGUUUAUUCGAAGGCUAGUGAUGUGGAAGAUUAAAAAGGUUCCAGAUGCACAAGCAGUUCACCGUGAGUUGUUGAGUUUCAUAACUCUUUCAGUUCUGGUGACUGCUCUUCUUAGCAAAUAUGCUGGCCAAAAUGUCAUCAUCGGCCCUUUUCUUUUGGGCAUGGCUUUGCCUGCUGGACCACCUAUAGGAUCAGAACUUGUGAAGAGACUUGAUUUUUUCGUAACUUGGAUCAUCAUGCCUUUCUUCUUUGUAAUGCACGGGUUAGAGAUGGAUCUAUCUACGUUGAGGUUGCAAAAUGUUGUUGCCGUGGAGGCAGUCAUCCUCGUUAGCGUUUUUGGGAGGUUUUCAGCAGUCACACUAGCUUCUCUUUAUUGCAAUAUGGGUGCAAAGGAUGCCUUGUCGGUUGGCCUCACCGUGAAUGUGCAAGGCGCUAUUGAGCUUUACAUGUUUAAAAUGCUGAGGGAUAUCGAGAUAAUUGACAACAACUCCUUUCUGAUCAUGUCUCUUUCGACGGUGAUUGUAACCGGGGCAGUUACGCCCAUCAUAAAAUUCGUAUACAAUUCAAAGAAAUAUUCAAUUCAAAAGAGAACGAUUCAACAUUUAGCACCAAACACUGAGCUUCGAAUGCUUGUAUGCAUCCAGAAUCAAGAUAAUGUACCUGCAGCGAUCCAUCUACUUAAGGCAUCCAAUCCAGCCAGGAAUAGUCAAAUUAGGGUGUACCUUAUACACCUAGUAGAACUUGUCGGUCGAGCAACACCUCUCUUCAUCGCGCACAAGAAAAGCCAACGGCCUCCUUCUUCAACCCAAGGAUUAUCCGGUCGAAUAGUCAAUGUCUUCAAUCGUUACGAAGAAAACAAUAUCGAAACCAUUUCGGUGAAGUCAUACACUGCUGUAUCACCUUUUGACGCGAUGCAUAUUGAUGUAUGCACCAUGGCUCUUAACAAGAAAACUUGCAUAAUAAUCAUUCCCUUUCACAAGCAAUUGGAUAGCACCACAAAGUUGUUUACUCCAAAUGUGGGUUUCAAGGCUGUGAACAAAGAAAUCAUAAACAAAGCUCCAUGCUCUGUUGGUAUAAUUCUCGACCGUGGUCUCCUUGGAGGGUUUAGAUUUGUUUUCGCAAGUUGGUUAUCUUAUCAUGUUUCGAUGCUCUUUAUUGGAGGUGCUGAUGACCGAGAGGCAUUAGCAUAUAGUGCUCGAAUGUCUCAGCACCCAAGCAUAAGCUUCACAAUGGUCCGGGUUGUUAUGAGCAAAGACAUACCAGAUUACUUUGACGAGAGACUACUGGAUGAUGAAGCGGUUGACGACACAAGACAAAGUAUGUCAGGAAAUGAUCAGUUUAUAUAUAUGGAGGAAUUCGUAAAAGACCGAUCGGGUUUUUUAAGUUUAAUUCAAUCCAUGUCUAAUGAGUACCAGCUUUUAAUGGUGGGUAGAAACCAAGAUCCAAAUCUAUUAUGCAGAAUUGGAAUUGGAGAAUGGAACAAUGAUGAACCAACAGAGUUAGGAAUCAUAGGAGAUAUGAUCGCAUCAGAUAUAGAAGGAAAAGCAACAUUAUUGGUAGUGCAACAACAAAGACUAAAAAGACAGCGUAAAGAUGAAAAGUCUAUGUAGUUAAAUGGUAAAGAAGAGCGGAUAAAUUGUAAAUUUUAUUCAGUCUAGUAGGCAUGGCAUUUUAAAGCUCUUGUAGAUAAACAAGCUAGAUACGUAGGAAUAUAUGUCAUUAAAUCAUAUAUAUGUAGACAUUUUAUUUAUAGAAACAAUAUUUUCA
Messenger RNA from Papaver somniferum (opium poppy), 2883 nucleotides. RefSeq names its product cation/H(+) antiporter 15-like. Lineage: Eukaryota; Viridiplantae; Streptophyta; Magnoliopsida; Ranunculales; Papaveraceae. The record is from RefSeq and is a predicted model, not a curated record. Gene Ontology annotation, molecular function: antiporter activity. The transcript is spliced from 3 exons. Bases 345 to 2726 code for a protein of 793 amino acids. Gene Ontology annotation, biological process: regulation of pH; proton transmembrane transport. Gene Ontology annotation, cellular component: endomembrane system; membrane.